GGCUGAACUCAUGCAGCAAGGGAUUUUGGGCACACCACUUCGCAGCCCAGUGGGUGCGAUCUGGAAAUGCUGCUGGGAGUGUGCGAGUGGGAAGCACUCAGGGAAUGCCGGGGCCGCUGGGGGACAGACGGACAGACGUGCUCUGGAGUCUCGCCAGGAGCAAGUGGCAGACCUAGGGUAUGGCUUCGUCUUCUUAUUCACCAGGGGGAAGUGGGAAUCAUGGGGCUUUUCUUGGCUCCCUGAGGCUUCCGUUUUACGAUCUCUACAUAUCCAUCCAUCCGUGUCUCUGGAUUAGGACCUUGUGCGUUCGGUGUCUUCUAACAGAACGUGUGCUACCUGGGUCUGGCUUUGUUGGGAUGUAACAUAUAGGUGCUGCUUUUCUGUGAGGACAGACACCGUGGAGGGAAGGAGGGGGCAGGGCGGGAAGGACUGCAGAGGGAAUAUUGGUCUCUUCUUGAGAGGCUCGAGUGAUUGUGGGAAAAGGCAGAACAGAGAAGGGUUGGAGACCUUGUCUCCAUGGUUGGAUAUGGAAACCUCUGUGGAAAAGAUAGGGUAAACUGUCACCAAAAAAGAAAACCCCAGUAUAUAGUCACCCUAAGAAAUCUGAGAAAGACCACAGAAGACCUCCCUGUUAGGAUCAGAGGCUGAGGUCCUCAGCAGCUGUGAGAUGGUAGCAGACUAGGGACCCUCCGAGUGCUUCCCACCCCCAAGGCAGUGAAGGAGGUCGCUGAGAAGGGAAGGACACAGAGGUGGAGACUUGGACUUGAGGCAUGAAAUAGGCCUCCGGAAACAGCAACGGAAGUGAAAUCGACAGCAUCAGUAUUGCCGGGUCCUCAGGAAGCUCAGGUAUCCGCAGAGCCAACCUGCAUUUGCCGUCAUCUUUCAGGUUUCUGUAGUACGCCGGACAAUACCACCCCCUGCGAAAAUGCAAAUACUUCACAUCCGUCCUGUUUGAUCUAUUCCUCCCGAGGACACACGUCCACGGUGACUAGGGCCGGUCUUUUCCAUGAGCUAGCAAGCAGAUCCAGAGUGGUGAAAGGACAGCAGGUCUCAACUUGAAGCUCGCACUUCAGUGCCCUUUCUGGACUCUGACACAACAGUGCCUUUUUUUCUUUUUUUUUUUUAAUGCUUUCUCCCCUGUCUGAUUCUCUGCCUUCUCAAGGGGUUUUCUGAAAUCCAUUGAUGUGUGAGUGUGACGUUUGUGGGGGUUGGCUGAGGGACUCGUAGCAGGUGGAGAAAGAGGUUCCUGCACCCCCACGAUGCUUCUCUUGGCAGGUUUCCCCAAGAAAGAGCAGCUGAGUCCUUGCAUCUUGUGGCAACUGGUGUGCCCAGCACCCAGUCCGUCGGAGCUGAAGGCAGCCCGGCCCCUUCUCAUGGGCAGCGCCCACCUGUGCUGAGGUCCUGCGGGAGUGGCGGUGAGAGGAGCUGCGCCAUCAGUGGUAACUGAAAAUGUCUGACAGUCUGGAUAACGAAGAGAAACCCCCAGCUCCCCCGCUGAGAAUGAAUAGUAACAACCGAGAUUCCUCGGCACUCAACCACAGCUCCAAACCACUUCCCAUGGCCCCUGAAGAGAAGAAUAAGAAAGCCAGGCUUCGCUCUAUCUUCCCAGGAGGAGGGGAUAAAACCAAUAAGAAGAAAGAGAAAGAACGCCCAGAGAUCUCUCUUCCUUCAGACUUUGAACAUACGAUUCAUGUGGGGUUUGACGCAGUCACCGGGGAGUUCACUGGAAUUCCUGAGCAGUGGGCACGGUUACUCCAAACCUCCAACAUAACAAAGCUGGAACAGAAGAAGAAUCCACAAGCUGUCCUAGACGUUCUCAAAUUCUACGAUUCCAAAGAAACCGUCAACAACCAGAAAUAUAUGAGCUUUACAUCCGGAGAUAAAAGUGCACACGGAUACAUAGCAGCCCAUCCUUCGAGUACAAAAACAGCGUCAGAGCCUCCUUUGGCUCCUCCUGUGUCCGAAGAAGAAGACGAAGAAGAGGAAGAAGAAGAAGACGACAAUGAGCCCCCGCCGGUUAUUGCACCAAGACCAGAGCAUACGAAAUCAAUCUACACUCGUUCUGUGCUUGAAUCCAUUGCUUCACCAGCAGCACCAAAUAAAGAGGUCGCACCACCUUCUGCGGAGAAUGCCAAUUCCAGUACUUUGUAUAGAAACACAGAUCGGCAAAGGAAAAAAUCCAAGAUGACAGAUGAGGAGAUCCUAGAGAAGCUAAGAAGCAUUGUGAGUGUUGGUGACCCAAAGAAAAAAUACACAAGAUUUGAAAAAAUAGGUCAAGGGGCAUCAGGUACUGUUUAUACAGCGCUAGACAUUGCAACAGGACAAGAGGUGGCCAUAAAGCAGAUGAACCUUCAACAGCAGCCCAAAAAGGAAUUAAUUAUUAAUGAAAUUCUGGUCAUGAGGGAAAAUAAGAACCCCAAUAUUGUUAAUUAUUUAGAUAGCUACUUAGUGGGUGAUGAACUAUGGGUGGUCAUGGAAUACUUGGCUGGCGGCUCUUUGACUGAUGUGGUCACCGAGACCUGUAUGGAUGAAGGCCAGAUAGCAGCUGUGUGCAGAGAGUGCCUCCAAGCUUUGGAUUUCUUGCACUCAAACCAAGUGAUCCAUAGAGACAUAAAGAGUGACAAUAUCCUUCUUGGGAUGGAUGGCUCUGUUAAAUUGACUGAUUUUGGGUUCUGCGCCCAGAUCACCCCUGAGCAAAGUAAACGAAGUACUAUGGUGGGAACUCCCUAUUGGAUGGCACCUGAGGUGGUGACUCGAAAAGCUUACGGUCCGAAAGUUGAUAUCUGGUCUCUGGGGAUUAUGGCAAUCGAAAUGGUGGAAGGUGAACCCCCUUACCUUAAUGAAAAUCCACUCAGGGCAUUAUACCUGAUAGCCACUAAUGGGACUCCAGAGCUCCAGAAUCCUGAGAGACUGUCGGCUGUGUUCCGUGACUUUUUAAACCGCUGUCUUGAGAUGGAUGUGGACAGGAGGGGAUCUGCCAAGGAGCUUUUGCAGCAUCCAUUUUUAAAAUUAGCCAAGCCUCUCUCCAGCCUGACUCCUCUGAUUAUCGCUGCGAAGGAAGCAAUUAAGAACAGCAGCCGCUAGGACUGCAAGCCUUACCCCACACCAUCUCCCUCCUGAGUAAGACUGAACUGUGAAACUCUGCGGCAGGAAAGAGGGAAGCAAAGACAGUCAAAUGGGGUGGGGGUGGGGGUUCUUUAACUUUCCAAUGACUAGAAACUUCUUAUAAGCCUUUUUCCUACUCCCUCAGAUUAUGUAAUUUAUUUGUAAGCCUGAAUUGCAGCCCGAACCGGGCAGCAAUGUCGAAGCGGCCGUGAAGUGGCCACUUCUUCCGUGAAGCGAAAGAGCCAGUAGUGAAUCCCCUCGUUUUGUGCAUUCGCUUUGAAGAAAACAAGGUUUCUCAAAGAUGCACACUCCCUCUUCAUAGUGUCGUGUUCGUUUUUAAGUUAGAGAGUAGUCCCUCUUGCAUUCGAACCUCCUUCAAAACUCCUUACCCAAAUGUGACGUUCUUCACUUGCACUGUCAUGAGGUGUCCAGAGGAAAAAAAAAAAAAAAAAAAGAUGUCAAAACGUUUUUUUUUUUAAAGC
This is a messenger RNA of Panthera uncia (snow leopard), 3587 nucleotides long. It is a transcript of the gene PAK3, whose product is annotated as p21 (RAC1) activated kinase 3. The coding region runs from base 1450 to 3084 and encodes 544 amino acids. Gene Ontology annotation, biological process: regulation of actin cytoskeleton organization; regulation of MAPK cascade; intracellular signal transduction. The record is from RefSeq and is a predicted model, not a curated record. Gene Ontology annotation, molecular function: ATP binding; protein serine/threonine kinase activity. The transcript is spliced from 15 exons. NCBI's taxonomy places the organism in Eukaryota, Metazoa, Chordata, Mammalia, Carnivora, Felidae. Gene Ontology annotation, cellular component: cytoplasm.